Molecule: messenger RNA, 1563 nt
Organism: Malassezia restricta
Lineage: Eukaryota; Fungi; Basidiomycota; Malasseziomycetes; Malasseziales; Malasseziaceae
Product: pre-mRNA-processing factor 19
Exons: 3
Coding region: 1-1563 (520 amino acids)
Biological process (GO): mRNA splicing, via spliceosome; protein ubiquitination; DNA repair
Cellular component (GO): cytoplasm; U2-type catalytic step 1 spliceosome; Prp19 complex
Molecular function (GO): protein binding; ubiquitin protein ligase activity
Source: RefSeq, a predicted model, not a curated record
AUGUUCUGUGGGAUCUCUGGCGAAGCUCCUAAAGAGCCGGUGGUGUGCAAGUCGAAUGGGAUUUUAUACGAAAAACGGCUCAUUGAGCAAUAUGUGGAAGAGCAUGGCAAGGACCCAGUCACUAAUGAGCCUCUUUCGCUGGAUGAUAUCUUGCCAGUAAAGUCAUCGCCGAGAACUGCAUUUCCGCGGCCGCCCACACACUCGUCUGUCCCUUCGCUCCUUAUGGCUCUUCAGAAUGAGUACGACGCGAUUGUCUUCGAGACAUUGGAGUUGCGGAAACAGUACGACACAGUCCGUCAGGAUCUAGCGAAUGCUCUGUAUACAAACGAUGCAAGCAUGCGAGUGAUUGCACGUUUGAUGAAAGAACGCGAUGAAGCACGUGAAGCACUUUCGAGUGUACACACGUCUCUGGGUAUGCCUUCGUCGUCUGGUGCUCAUGAGGAUGUUGAGAUGACACAGGCCGCCAAUCCCACCAUGAAUUCAGUGACUUCCCUGCCCGUCAAUGUAAUGGAGCAAAUUGACUCCACGGCAGCUGCACUUACAAAGGACCGCCGCGCACGUAUCAAGCGUGGUGGAUCGGAAGGGUACCCCACAUCUGCGUCUGCCGCCUCACUUCAAGCACAAUCGCCAAUCCCCUCGGAACACCAUGCUUCGUCUCCAGGUAUUGCAGCGAUCGAUACAAGCGCAGAUGGAGCGCUUGUUCUCACGGGCGGUAAGGAUGCGAGUGUACACGUGCUCGAUCGCACUGCGAACAAGGCUGUGGCCAAGCUCGAAGGCCAUACAAAGCCUGUCACAUCCGUGGUAUUUUCCGGCCGCAGUAAUCCUGCUGCUGGAGAUUCUGCCAAAGAAGCGCCAACUCCCUUGUACGCUGCGAGUGCGAGCGACGAUGGCACUGUGCGCAUCUGGCGAUGCAACGACAAAGGCCAGUACGAGCUGGCGCACACCAUUGCAAGUACCACGGUCACGGGUCUGAGUGUCCAUCCUACUGACUCUCUGCUCGGAAGUGCCAGUCGGGAUGGAUCAUGGUCGAUCUACUCGCUCGAGACGGGCGAGUGCCUAUUGCAUGUGCCUGCAGCGAACGCCACCGACGAGCAAGGUGCUGGCUUUGUGUAUGAGUCGUUCGCUUUCCACCCUGAUGGACAACUGGCCGCAACAGGCACUUCUGACGGCGUCAUUCGCAUUUGGGAUGUCAAGCAAGGCCAGCAGAGCGCCGUGUUCCGUGGUCAUGAAGGUGCCGUCCAUACCCUUGACUUUUCGCAGAAUGGCUACUUGCUUGCAGCGGCCUCGCGCGGGGCCCAGCAUGUUAAGAUCUGGGAUCUACGGAAGCUAGAUGUCACGCGCGUGGUUGAUGCGGACGCGACCAUUCAGGAGGUCCGUUUUGAUCCUACGGCACAGCUAUUGGCUGUUGUGACGGCAAUGAAUGUCCGUGUCUUUGGCGGCAAGUCGCUGGAAUUGUGUGCCACGCUCGACGUGAACAAUGGCCUAUGUGCUCAAUGGUGCCCCAAUGAUGGUGCGCUUCUUAUUGGUGCACAGGAUUGUAACGUUGGCGUCUUUUCGUUGUAG